CCGCGGUGACACAGUCAUGAUGGCCGCCGUGCGUCGGUUUCUGGCUCUUCGAAACAAGUUCACCAGCUCUACAAACGGUUUAAGCCUUUACGUUAACAGCAGACAGUCAUCGAGGGAAAGAGCAGUUCUGAGGCGUGUAGGGACAGGACUGUGUAUCACUGUCGGCGGAUUCACUGUUGCAUACUACAAUUCGGAUCGGGAUCGGGGACACGCAGCUAGUCUGCGUGUAUUGAUUUCUCCGCUCCCAGCCGUGGCUGCAAAAGAGAAGGCCAGUGCAUCUGGUGAAGAUGAAGAGGUUUCGAUGUCUGCUCAUGAACACAGGUUCAGGCUCUUCAGUUCACUGGAGUAUGAUGGACAGCUUUACAUGACUCCCCUCGACUUUAUCGAGUCAGUCACUAUGAGUGAAUCAAAGAAAAAGAGGUUUUGGAGAUCCCUCACAAAACAGGAUCUAGACAAGGUUCUGUCAGAUACGCCACCUGUUUGGAAAGGAUCAUCCCAUCUGUUCCGAAACCUGCGGGAAAGAGGUGUCAUCGCUUACACAGAGUAUCUGUUUCUGCUUUGCAUUUUGACAAAGCCGCAUGCAGGUUUUAAAAUAGCUUUCAACAUGUUUGAUGCAGAUGGCAAUGAAAUGGUGGAUAAGAGGGAAUUCAUGGUGCUGGAGGAGAUAUUCCGUAAGAAAAAUGAAAAGAAAAAAGAGCGGGCAGGAGAUCCUGACAGUCCCUCUCAACUGAGUGUGGAACUGUAUGGACAUCAAGGAUCUGUUACCAGCAAUCAUGAAACAGAAAAUGUCACCGAUACAACUCUGCUGGUGCAUUUCUUUGGAAAAAAGGGCAAAAGUGAACUUAACUUUGAUGACUUCUACAGAUUCAUGGACAACCUGCAGACAGAAGUCCUUGAGAUUGAGUUCCUCAGUUAUUCCAAGGGAAUGACCACCAUCAGUGAGGAAGACUUUGCUCGUAUCCUGCUGCGCUACACCACAGUGGAGAACAUUACAGGCUACCUUGAGAAUGUGCGUCAAAGCAUACCCGAUGAGAAGGGCAUCACGUUUGAAGAGUUUAGGUCUUUUUUUCAGUUCCUCAACAACUUAGAGGAUUUUGCAAUUGCCAUGCAAAUGUACAACUAUGCAAAUCGCCCAAUUGGACAAGGUGAAUUUGCACGUGCGGUCUAUGUGGCCACUGGACUGAAGCUGUCACGACAUCUCGUGAACACUGUUUUCAAGAUCUUUGAUGUGGACCAUGAUAACCAGCUGAGCUACAAGGAGUUCAUUGGGAUAAUGAAGGACCGGCUGCAUCGUGGCUCCUGGGGAUAUAAAGGUGAAGAGAGAUUCACAUCCUUUAAAGCCUGUAUGAAGAAGGAGCUCACUGCUAAAUAGUGAAAGUCCCGCUGAGUGUUUCUCUUCACCCUCACGUCACAUUGAAGAAAUCUCACGUUGGAUUAAAGUUCUCAGUGACUCAAUGCAAUUAUCUACCUGACCUGUCUCAAACUCUGUAAGAUACAAUUACGGCCAUAAUUAGAUUAACACAUGCUACCUCCUUAGACUGUAGUUGCAACUUUGUCACUUGGCAGACACUUUCUGAACACUUUAAAAGCCAUUAACUAAAAGGGAUAACACUUUUAUGAAAUAGCCAUGCUACUUUUAUUAAUCAAAGAGUUAUUUAUUAAAUGUCUUUUAAAUUUAAAUGGGUCCAGUGCCCACAUUUUGGGAUAAAUUAUGUUGAUUAAUGAAUUACAAAGUAGUGUAUUUAUGAUGACAUUACUUCAUAAAUUUAAAGGGAACUGUGUUGAAGUGAAAAUGCGAAUGUGAACAGUGCUGAAUUUUGAUGGAGAGUACAGUUAUUUAUUCUAUUUAUUGAUCUAUUUUGUGUAAAGAAAAGGUUCUCUUGGGUUUUAAUGCCUCUGUAGUGAUGUAUUGGCAAUGCAUUGUUAUAUUUGCUUCUCUAGGAGUUAUAAGCCAGAUAAUUUUUCCUUACAAUGAGCACAUUGCUAACAUAGUUUCUCUGAGCUUGUCCACUGCCCACCACCCAGAUCAGCUUACACAGGGUCUGACAGUGCUGAGUGCACACAGCAAUAAUGAGUCCUCAGUAGUCUCACAAUGUGCUACACAUACAGAGCCCUCUCUCCACCUCUUUCAUGAGUUUCUUACACUGCCGCUCCUUUAAGAAACAUCUUGUGAAGCCAAAACAACAAACGAGAAGAAACUGAAUCCCACUGAACUCUCAUCAGGCCUGAUUUCAUGUAGGUUUAGAGAUUCGACAUCAAUCUCUGUUAAUCAUGUUACAACAGUCUCAACUGACAUAUCUUCAGAAUAUUGACAGUGCUUUAGACUUUAGUGUUGCAGAUUAUUCUUUGAGGUGAUUAAGCAUAUUACAGUUUUUCUGCAUAUUACAGUGUGCAGUUUUUGUUAUCAUUGUGAUAAAUAUAUAAGGGAGACCAGGGCUAGUUGUCACACUUUACUCCAGCGAAUAUUUCUCAGGGUAUGUUUAUUUUUUAAAGUCAACAUCUUUGCAGAUAUUUUAAAGCCUUGGCUGCAAAAAGCCUUUGGAACAUUACCACCAUUAUUGCCCAGGAAACGUUUUUUUCUUUCUAAUUUAUUCGAAUUAAAGUUUUGAACCAACAUAAAACAAGCAUUUAUGUAUCUGGACCUUUUACUCAAAACUUUAUAUUAUUAACUUUUGUGACCACUGCUGCCUUGAGACAAUUAGCUCCGGUAUCACAUUUCUACAGAAUAUAGGGCAUGUUUGAGUCAUAUGUUUUUUUUUCUGUCCAGUGCUUCAUAACUAUACUGGAACAAUUAUUUUGAGACUAUGUCCAAAAUAUUCAAUACCAAGGUUGAUGUCUGCCCUACUACUGCAGUCUUUGGGGUUCCCAAAGCUUGGACUUGGUUUACAUCUAAACAGUUAGAUGUACUUUCCUUCAGUUCUUUAUUGGCUAGACGAUGAAUUCUAUUUCUUUGGAAGUCCACCAAACCACCAGGUAUCUCACAGUGGCUUGUGGAUGCUAUGUACUUUUUGAAGUUGGAAAAGAUAAGAUGCUUUCGGAAUGCCAGUUAUGGUUCUUUUUAUGAUAAAUGGCAACCUUUUAUAACAUUUUCACUCCCUUCAAAUUUUGCCUGUUGACUGAAUUUGUUUGAAUCUUUGAAUCAUCACCUUUCCUCCUCCAGACUUUUUUUCCUUCUUCUGUUGU
Messenger RNA from Sinocyclocheilus anshuiensis, 3183 nucleotides. Its product is annotated as calcium uptake protein 3, mitochondrial-like. The coding region runs from base 17 to 1372 and encodes 451 amino acids. The transcript has 14 exons. Gene Ontology annotation, biological process: mitochondrial calcium ion homeostasis; calcium import into the mitochondrion. NCBI's taxonomy places the organism in Eukaryota, Metazoa, Chordata, Actinopteri, Cypriniformes, Cyprinidae. Gene Ontology annotation, cellular component: uniplex complex. The record is from RefSeq and is a predicted model, not a curated record. Gene Ontology annotation, molecular function: calcium ion binding.